This is a messenger RNA of Pseudomyrmex gracilis, 6963 nucleotides long. RefSeq names its product integrator complex subunit 1 (gene IntS1). The transcript has 14 exons. Gene Ontology annotation, cellular component: integrator complex. Bases 566 to 6832 code for a protein of 2088 amino acids. Gene Ontology annotation, biological process: U2 snRNA 3'-end processing. The record is from RefSeq and is a predicted model, not a curated record. Lineage: Eukaryota; Metazoa; Arthropoda; Insecta; Hymenoptera; Formicidae.
UGUAAAAUUUACAAUACAUAUUAGAGAGAUGUGUUAGAAAUUGCACGUUAUAGAACAUAAAAGCGUUGGACGAGUGCAAAAGUUUCAACGAAUUUUAUGAUAGAAAAAUGAACUGAGUAAUUUUAUUAAAAAUAAUUUGUGUAAUAAUUUGUGUAUUAAAAUUAAUUCUACAUUCUACUAAAUAAUUUCCAUUGUUUUCUAUUACCCUUUGCUGUGUUGUACUUGAUAAAGUGAAUAAAUCAUUUUAAAUAAAAUUUAGUUUUUCAUAUAUCACUGCUUUUAACUAACGAUUAUAUCAGUAUCACUAUGGUGUGCUGGCUGACAUUGACGUGUCGCACGUGUUGUAAUUGUGAUGUUUAUACGUAGGACCGCAUAUGUGUAAUGUGAAUUGAUGAAUUGUGUGACAAUUGUGUUUGUAGAGUUUGUUAAACAUAUUGAAACUAACCUUGAUUUUUAACAAUGCAAACACAAAUAUUAAUUUCAACACAAAGUAGUUCUUAGUAUGUUACAUAAAACAAAUAAGAAACAGAUAACAUAGCUUCUUCUCACAAGAUAGAAAAGAAUCAUGGAUCGUAGCAAACCAGCAGUUGGUAGAGGAGUUAAAAGUAAAAUUGCCCAACAUCCUUCCGAUUUGUUUGCACUGGGAUCAAAAAGUUCAAGGAAUGAAACCUCCGAUUCGAAAACCAGACCGGGUGUCAUCAAACCAAGUGGUAGUUCUAUGACUUCUGGUGAUAGGAAAAAAGAAUCGCCCUCUGGAUCACUUCAGUCAUUUUCAUAUAUUCCACAAAAGAAGCCCAAGUUAGGUCAUGGUAUUGGUUCCUAUCAGCGGCAACCUUCUUCCAGUGCAGAAGCAUGGGAAGUUCUAGCUAUAGACACCGAUCCCGCAGACUUUGUACCUAUGGCACUCGAGGCUAAUGAUAACGAUGAAGCUGACAAAGUUAUCGGGAUAAUAUGCGGCGCAGUUAAGACACUGAAGAAUCAAAAAUGGAAACCCGAUAUGUUAAUUUACAUGGGCUUGUUAUAUUUAGCGAAAAUUCGCCCAUCGAUUUUCUCAAAUGAUUGUAUAUUACACGCACUGUCGUCUCUCUUAAAGAGGGAUCAAGCUUAUAGCUACAAGAGUAAGGGAAAUCCACUGGUUCCGGUACUCGCGGCUAAUCUUUUAAUGAAAGGAUUUCACGAUAAAAAGAACUGGCCGGAAAUAUUUGUGAAGCUCUACGUUGAGGAUGCUCUUGGUGAGCGCGUGUGGGUCGAUCACGAGGAAUGCAAGGGUUUUGUCGACAAUAUCUUGACCGGUUUUAACACAAGGCAUCCUCCUAAAUCUGUGUUGCAACCAGAAUUUCCAGUGCUAAUGCAACGAGACUGUCACAGUCCAUCUACAAUAGAUGACGAAGAUCCUACGACAUCGGCAACAUCACUGUCCGGAGAUAAAGAAAAGAUUGAGUUUCCAGUUGGUCCGCGAUACGCGCAUUGCAUAGAAAACAUAGAAUCAAUAGUUCUAGAAGCCGUGAAGGAGCAAUUGAACAGACGUCAGGCUGAGACUAUACAUCCAACGAGAAAUUUUUUAAAGCUGCUUUCUUCAGCGUGUGGGUUCGUUGAAAUCAGAUAUAUCGCGGUGCCGAGGCUCGAGGUGUGGCUGCACAAUCCCAAACUAAUGAGACCGGCUCAGGAACUUCUUAUGUACGUUUGCUACAAUUGCACGUCUCAUACUCAGAGAGACGUCGAUGUGAUAAGCCAAUUGGUGAAGAUGAGAUUAAAACCUAAAGCAGUUGUUAAUUUGUAUCUGAACGGUGUCAAGGAAUUGAUCGGUCUACAUCCGGAGAAUCUGGCUACUAUAUUGAAACAUACGAUUUACAACGAAUUGUCGAACACGCGCAAUCCGAACAAUAUGCUCAUGCUGAGCGUGAUGUUUCAAACUUUGCCGGAACGUGCAGCAAAAUUGCUCGCGGAGAUAUUUCAGGAAUUAUUGAUGAAAAACGACGAUUAUCUGAGACCGUUGCGCGCAUUGCUUCGUGAAAUCGUACGCGUGUGUCGCAACGACAUCAAUCUAAUAGUAUUCGCUCGAAUGUUGAUGGCCGAUAAUUCGGACCUGACUCAAAAGUUGAUAAAUUUCGAGUUUAAGGAACGUAUGUUCAUGUCGAUAGUGGACCUCUUGUGUCUGUGCAUGCUCUUAGGUAUAAGCCCGCAAGUCAAGGAGGCGGCGACGUUGUCGCAACGAGCGGACAAAAAAGACGUAGCUGUGCUGACCCAGUUUCAAACUCUUGUGGGAGCGAUACAAUACGAGGCGGUGAUAUGGCUGCAGAGUUCGGCGCAGCAGAUAUACAGCAUCGGACGAAAUCGAUCGGCGCAGCAGAUGGACAGUAUCGGACGAAACGAAGUGUUAUUGCACGCGAUGCGCAAGGUCCUGUUUUUGGAACCAUCCGAGAAUUAUUACAAACUGGAUAAUUGGCCGCCGGAAUCAGACAGAUUAUUUUACAUACGACUGGUAUCCGACGUACCUCUGUUGCAAAGCACGUUGUUAAGACUGUUGCUGAUGGGUAUAAACUCAAAGGAUACUGAUAUUACCGCUUCGGAAGCGCUGGAUUUGACCGAUAAAUUGAUUCAGCGCGCAGCGGCUAAUUCGACGGAGAGCGUUCCGAUGUUACAAGUCGACAAAACAGACAUAGUCGAAUAUAUUUUUGAUCUCAGCAUUUAUCGUCCACUGGGAAAAAUAAAUCUACCUGCUGGAUACGUGGCUCCAAGAUUGGCGAUAGCUAAUCUUUACUGGAAAGGAUGGAUAAUGUUAUUAGUUCUGGCCGCUCAUAAUCCAUCCACAAUUGGUUCACUAGGAUGGAAACGAUAUCCUAUACUGAGAACUUUGAUGGAAAUGUGUAUCACAAAUCAUUUUUCGUAUCCACCACCGACAAUGACCUUGCCGGAGAUAGCGGAGCAAGAACGCGCGAAAGAAUUACAAAUCGAAAGUAUCGAGAAGCAAGAAAUAUUGGAGUACGAAUCCCACUUGGCCGCGGCAUCAUCUAGAAUCCAGCUGUCCGAACAAAAUAGUUUCUUGUUGUCGCACGUGAUUACCAUGGAUCCACAGGGAAUUGCCAGAAGACCGCCGCCGGCCGUGCUCGAAGAAAUAAAAAAUUUGAACACAUCUCAUCGACUUGGUCAUUUGCUUUGUCGAUCACGUAAACCGGAUUUUCUACUGGAUAUCAUUCAAAGACAACAGCAGAGCUCGUCGCAGAGCAUGCCCUGGUUGGCGGAUCUGGUGCAAAAUAGUGAGGGGUCUCUGAGCCAGUUGCCGGUGCAAUGUCUCUGCGAAUAUCUUCUCUCGACCAGUCCGCAGACAGUCGAGAAACAGCCUAGACAGCAGCAGCUAUUGGCUCAUCUUCAAACUCUUUUAACUGAUCCGAAUCAAGAUCAGCAGCAUGCUUAUGAAGUUUUAGAAUACUUCCUAAGACGAUUGAGCAGCCAACAGAGCAAUAGUCGAGUUCAAGCAAUUACUGGAUUGAAAAUGGUUCUUGAUUCGAUACCACUCGAGGAUGAGAGUAUGGACGUGGACGUGGUAGAAUGCGAGAAAGAAACCUGGCUUUUACGUAAACUGCCAUCUAUACCUCAUUUCUUGUCAGUACGUUCGUUAGUUUCUACGGCGUUGCGUGGCGCGUGUCAAGUCGAGAACAGUCCAGAUCUCGUGCACACUUACAUUGCGUAUCUGGCUGCACAUACUGCCGAUGAUGAUUUGCAUGAUUUGACUGAUUUGGCCAACGAAAUUUCUCAAUUAGUUGUUGAGCGUUCCACUAUUAUUGUGGCUAUCCUGCCGCAACCUGAGAGCGAUAAUCCACAAGCCAAGCAAACGCUGCACAAUUUCAUGGCAAUCUUCUGCAAUUACCUCGCGAAAGCGCGAUUGCCUCGUGGAGAGAGUUAUCCAUGGUCCGAAAGCCAGGACCAAAUUUUAGUACAAUGGAGUUCCGGCGUGGAGUGUACUAUGCAUAUCUUAGUAGUGCACGCUAUGAUUAUACUACUUACGUAUGACACAAGCGAAGAUGAUGAAUUGUUCAAUACCUUGUUAGAAACAUGGUUUCCACUCACGGAACAGCCAAAAGCCUUUUUGGUGGAUACUAGCGAAGAAGCGUUACUUAUACCCGAUUGGCUUAAACUACGAAUGAUUAGAAGUAAUGUUCCACGAUUAGUCGACGCUGCUUUGAAAGAUCUCGAGCCGCAACAAUUGGUUCUUUUUAUACAAAGCUUCGGAAUACCUGUAUCAUCAAUGAGCAAACUUCUGCACACUCUCGACGCGGGUGUUCAGAUUGAUCCCAGUUCUGUCGGUGAGGCCGUGCUUGACAAAACGUAUAUGGCGCAAUUGGUCGAAGUGCAACAUCGAAGAGGCGCCACAGGCGGAUUGGUAUUUGUGCAAGUGUUACAGCUGAUGGAACCACAAUUGCCAGACGAGAAUGUCGUAUCGAUCAACAAGUUGCAUCAGCCAUUACCGGCCAGCGCAACGGUACAAAAGCAAUCUGUUAUACAAUGCUCCAUCAAAACAGACGUGCCGCAUUUGAUAAACCGGUUAUUCAUCGAGAACAUUCCGAUGAGUCAGAAGCUAGACGCUUAUCGGCGUUUACACAAAACCCUGGCCAAGGAUCUACAGAAAUCCAGCGCAAAGGAAAGCGGCGCAGCUGUGGUGGCGAUCCAACACAUAUGCAGCGUUCUAAGCUCUAUGCAAGUCGAGCAGUUUCUCGCCUCGCUCGUGCACAUACCUCAGUACUCGUGCACGUUGAUGCGCGUGAUAUUAUUGCCACUUAAAAGACCAUCGACGUCGAAACACGUGAUUGACCUGGCGCGUAACAUGUGUCUGAAUCUGAUCUCUCUGAUAGGCGAUGUCAAGGCGCCAAUAUUGUCGAUUCUGCAGGAUUUCGCUAACGUGCAACUGACCAAGACUCCACAACGCGCGGAACUAUCGAUGUUGAUGAAUCGUGGCGAGAGUCCGGGUUCAAUAUUAGAAAACACGGAUCCCGUUAAUCUAGAAGGAGUGGGCAGAAAAUUGUUAGACUUAUGCUUGAAAGAACAGAAAAACGACGAUCUCGUUGAAGCUAUGGCAAAAUUAUUGCUCAGCGACAGCAACGAAAGUAUGUUGAAACCUCGCAUGGGUCUGUUGAUUGACUGGCUGGCUUCUGUUGAACCCGAGUUGAUCGGCACCUGUCCCAGUCUUCAAAUGAAACUUAUGUUUGGAAAAGUCAAGGUUCACAUCAAUAUCGACAAGAGCGUAGCAAGUUCACAUUCUUGCAGACCUUACUUGCUGACACUGCUAACGCACAGCGCGAGCUGGGCUACUUUGUACAAAUGUGUCAGACACUUGUUGGAUAAGUGCGAUAACGAAUAUGAUCCAACUGCGGUUUUGGAUUUCUUAUGGGCUCUGACGUGUAAUCCCAAGUUGUGGCAAGGUCGGGAUAAAUUCACGCCGAAGCAUUAUGUUCCUGAAAACAUUUUACUGUUGGAAGAACAACAGCUUCUUAAUCUAGUGGCGUAUAUAGUGUCCGAAGCCGUUGUUACAUCUGUUAUGCAAAAUAGAAACGCCGCCCUCGCAAGAAUGGACAUAAGACUCGAUCUUCUAUUACAUUGUAUAUCUACCGAAGACGAACGAAUUUCCAACAUAGUCAAUUACUUGGCGGAACGCAUGAUGGAUAAAACUGACAUAGACUCUGCAAAUAUGGCUCAUCAAUUUUUGCUGCAUAUGUACAUGAAAAUUCCGAAAGUUAUUUGCUAUCUUGACACUUUCCAAUCGAAAAAGUUCGUUAGCGGGGCCAAGAUAACCGAUUGGACAGGCUCGGUGCUCGAUUGCAUGAGCCAUUGUUUGUUGACCGCUCUCGCGGCUACUCCGCGACAAAAAUCUUGGAAUUCCAAGUCUCAGGAAUUUGAACUCUGUGCGAGAAAAAUGGCCGCAGUGCAUCCUACACUUGUGCUGCGACAAUUACCGAUGCUCGCGUCUUCCUUGAUGGGAAGAUGUUACCUUGAUUUUAUUCACUUCAGAUCCGGUCACCAUUUGAAUCUUUUCAAUCAAGUUAUGGGACUGUUGGAACUGCUACAGCCCCACUUAUUCAACAAGGAACACGAGACUCCGUUGGAGAACACUUUGGAAAAUUAUUUCCAAUGUUUUCAGAAUUAUGGAUACGUGAAAGAUCUUGUUCCGUUGCUGAACAGAUUCGUAUCGCUGCUACAAUCGUACAUUUCGCACGACCCACAGCGAGCAAUGAGAUAUUUACAAAAGCACGCGCAAGUUCUGCACGAGUUGCAGCUAAAUUAUCCUAACUUGGUCGCUUUGAGAGCACUUGUGUCGGGAAUACCGAUACCGAGAGAGGGAGAAGACGUGGACGAUAUGCCGAUAGCUGUAGCUCCCAUGCCACAACCUUCAGAACCCACGCAACACUGGCAAUCGCUGUUGACUACUCUCGCAAAGUUGCACGGAGAAGAUGUGUUCAAUGCGCUUCAAGAGAUCGACCAUGUGUCGUCGCGAAAACCUUCAGUCUUGGAGUCCAUAACGGACAACAUAUCGGAGCUGCUUAUGUCACCACAGAAUAACGUCAGAACUCUGGCUCACAAUCUGCUUGCUAGAGCAUUGAAGCAUCGUCCGACGUCACACGCAAACAUACUGUCCGCGUUUCAAAAGUGCUUGGACAGUCAAAGAGCGGAUGUUCUCAUGUCAGCUUUGGAGAAACUGCCGGAUAUCGUCAUGUGUAUGCAAGAACACGCUUUACCGCUGAUGCAGAGAGUGUUUGAAUUGGGAGUAAAUUCGAACGUCAACACGUUACCUUUUAUCAACAAAACUAUUGCGCUGUUAAAUACGCAGCAAGGUUGCUAAUGAGAAAUAGAUUAAUCUAUCUUGUAAAUAUUAAACGUAUAAUUUUUUACUGUUUGAACUAUUAAACGGAAGGGAAAGAGAUGUGUCAUUUUUAUUCCUCUCUCUCUCUCUCUCUCUCUUUUAAGACUGCA